Molecule: messenger RNA, 276 nt
Organism: Cutaneotrichosporon cavernicola
Lineage: Eukaryota; Fungi; Basidiomycota; Tremellomycetes; Trichosporonales; Trichosporonaceae
Exons: 2
Coding region: 1-276 (91 amino acids)
Source: RefSeq, a predicted model, not a curated record
AUGAUAUCCCUCAAGAUCAAGCUCCUCGCUCUGUCGGUUCUCGCUUCCCUCCUCCAUGAAGUUCUGCGGCUUCUGUACUACCGUGAGGGCGAGAAUGGCGUCAACGAGACUUGUGCCAGCGGUCCGGCCAAGUGUCCGCCGCCCAUUUCACUGUGCGGUUUCGGACCGGACGGGUGCGUCACCGUCCAGAACGAUAACGACAACUGCGGCGGCUGCUACGCCAAGUGCAGUACCAUCAUUGACGAGAACUGCGUCAACGGAAAGUGUUCAAAGUAG